Molecule: messenger RNA, 2426 nt
Organism: Culicoides brevitarsis
Lineage: Eukaryota; Metazoa; Arthropoda; Insecta; Diptera; Ceratopogonidae
Gene: fu
Product: serine/threonine-protein kinase fused
Biological process (GO): protein phosphorylation
Cellular component (GO): cytoplasm
Molecular function (GO): ATP binding; protein kinase activity
Source: RefSeq, a predicted model, not a curated record
UUUGAAUCUCAUAAAAGCCUAAAAACAUGGAAAAUUACAAAAUUUCCGUGCUUUGUGGCGAAGGUUCGUUCGGAAAAGUGUACAAAGCUACCGAUCGAAAGACAAAAGAAACUGUUGCUCUCAAGAUUUUAUCAAAACGAACUCGCAAUCCAAAAGAUCUCAAACAACUACGACGCGAAUGUGACAUCCAAAAAGACUUGAAGCACCCGAACAUCAUUCGCAUGUUAAAAUCCUUCGAAACUGAGAACGAAAUUGUUUACGUGACGGAAUUCGCGCAACUUGAUCUUCAUUCGUUGCUUGCUCAGGAGGGAAGUUUAGGAGAACCACGAGCUCAAAAACUCACUUUUGACUUGGUUUCAGCUCUUUAUUACUUGCAUUCGCAUCGAAUCCUUCAUCGAGACCUGAAACCGCAAAAUAUUCUUCUUGACGGGCAAGGAAAUGCAAAAUUGUGCGAUUUUGGGCUUGCGAGGAACAUGACAAUGAGUACUCAUGUCUUGACCUCGAUCAAAGGCACGCCGCUUUAUAUGUCGCCCGAGUUGUUGGAUGGCAAGCCUUAUGAUCAUUUGGCGGAUUUGUGGAGUCUUGGAUGUAUUAUUUACGAAGCGCUGGCGGGAGAACCUCCUUUUUAUACGACAAGUAUUUUGCAUCUUGUGCGAUUGAUUCGACAUGGAAGAAUUAAGUGGCCCAGUUUUUUGACGCCGGAGUGUUAUUCGUUUUUGGAUAGCCUCUUAGUCAUCGAUCCAACGCAACGCAUCCAAUGGCCCGAAAUUCUAACUCACCCAUUCGUGCACAAAAACAUCCUCAUUCUCGAAGACGACACCCCCGAAUCUCCUUUCACGCAAGCCAUGACCGACGAUCAACGUUUCGAGAAGGAAUGUCAAGCAGCGCAACUCAUGUGUGCCGACACACAUCUCCGCCAUCAACUCGAAGUCUCCGAUAUGAUCAACAUGGGCAACAACGUCACCCUUCCCGACAAGAAACCCGAAAAGGAUGACGACGUCAUGUCAUCCCACGAUAGCAUUCACGCCAUUUUACAAAGCGACCUCGAGAAUAUCGAGACAGAUAUGGAAGAUGGCGCCGUUGGAGGUGCAAUAAAAAAGCCUUUUACCAACAAAAAUCCAUGUUUCGUGACAGGAAACUCGAAUUUGAUCGUGAAUCACUUAACGGACAAUUUUCCGCAAUUAUCGCUGAAAACUCUGAACGACUCUGUGAAUAAAAACAUGAAAAACGCAAGUCCCGGAACGCAAGUUAACAAGAGUAAUCAUCUCGAAAGACGGAAAUUAAACCAAAAUUUGGAUAAUUUUUCGGUGAAAUUAGAAUCUGACAAUAAAACAAAGGAUAAAGUUGACGAAGAACGACUUCAGAGAACGAAUAAUCAAGAAAAAUUGGAACAAAGUACGGAUAGUCAACAGAAAAUCAACGACGAGAUCGAAGGAACGAACAAAGUCACUCCAACUCUCUUACCUGGAUGGGAUUCAUGUGAAGAUUCGCAAAAUCCGCCAAUAGAAAAUGACGAAUGGAUCGAUUUUAUCAAUAAAUCCAUGCAAGAAAUCCUCGACGGGGACUUGGAUGCCUUGAAACAGCAAAAUUUCGUUAGUAUUAUAGUCGCCCCGUUACGAAAUUCGAAGGCAAGUCCCAAAGUAAUUGAAUCUGUGGCUCAAUUAUUUACUCUUCCGUUAGUUUUGAAUGGGCCAUCGUCUUUAAUUUUAGAUAUUAAGACUAUUUAUAUCGAAGUGAAGCUCCUACCGAAUUUAAUUUAUGCCUCAAAGUUACUUUCAAAUACGCCUCCGACGACGCAGAGCCUUUCGCCAUCACAUAAUCACUCCACAGCUUCCGUUUUUCGUGAUUUUACGACGUUAUCCGAUGAACUUCGUACCAUCGCUUGCAUUUACGAUUUGGUUUGUCAUUUGGUGCAUUGCGGUCCAAAUUUUCUCGAUCAAUUUUGUGAUGCGAUCGCUAUUCUCGGCGUGGAUCAACUUUUAGUGAAAAUUCUCACGACAAAUGUCUCCAACACAAAAGGCCCCAAGGAAAUUGAUCGCCUAAAACGCUCCAUUCUCGGCACUCUUGGCUGCGUUCUUCGCGAAAGCCCCGAAAACUCCGAACUUGUCGAGCGAAUAAUCUUCGACAGCAGAAUUGACAUCACAGCUUUACUCACAGACCCGAACGCCUUCGUCAGAUAUCGAACUUUGAUGCUUUUGCGCCUUUUGGGACGCUUCAGUGCCGUAACUUUGGAGAAAAAUUGGUCCGCGCGCACAAAAAAUGUCAUCGAAGACUUGUUAAAUGACGAACAGGAAAACAUUCAAAACGAAGCCAUUUCCAUUCUCGAUGAAUUUCGGCAUCUAGCAUUUUUUCAACAGUCAUCGUCGUGAUAUUGCUUGUUUUGUGAGAAAAAAUUACAAAUUUUCGAAUAAAAAUUUACCGGUAUA